UCGUGAUCGAUCUCUUCUCCUAUCUGCUGAUCUUCUCUUUCAUUUCCUCAAGUUCAAUAAUCAAAACCAUCGUCAGGCGCUUACUCGCCUUUAAGAUCAGAUUUAGAGCAUUACCAGAAAGAAAAAUCCACCAAAUAAAAUGAGGCUGUACAUGUACCGAAUUGUCCCAAGAGAAUGAAGGGAAAAGAAAGAAGUUUAGAAAAGCUUGAUUUGUUAGUCAUCAUCAAUGAAGAAAAUUCUUGGUCAUUAGAGAUUUUUACAAAGAAUUUUUUACUAAGAAUAACAAAAGAGAAAUGUUCUUUUGAAAUAUAUAUUCUUAAAAAAAUCAAUAAAAUUAAAGCUAGGAAGUUGAGGGGGGAUUAAUUAAAUUCUUAUUUUGUUUUGCUUUUGCCAGAAGAGUGCUAAAUAUGCUUAGCGCUCUAAGAAUUUUCACUGUGGACGUUAUAUGGUUGUCACAACUAUAGAAACAUGUGCUCAUUUCUUACUUUUACAUGGGGAGGAAAAAAAAAAAAUUACAAAAACGGAGGAGGAGAAGAACCUACAUGAUAUGCAUAUUAUAUGUGUACGUUGGUUAUAUUAUAACUAGCGCUGGCUCAGGAGGAGUUACAUUUCACAGUUUAGGACCAGUCAGAGUGGCUCCUUAUGCUGCUGCUGUUACUGCUAUUAUUAUUAUUAUUAUUAUUAUUAUUAAAGGUAAUUGAAGAUAUUUAUAAAAUCUUUUAAUUUUCAGCUGUCUGCCAAAUUGUCCCAUAGAAUGGGGAGAAAGAAAAGUGCUUUACGAAAACCAGCUGAUUCAUUAAUCUCCCUGAAAGCUGAGUUAGAAAGUAUGGACCAUUUAGAGUUUCCCACGCUAUCAAGUUGUAUCUACAGAGUGCCACCACAACUUCGAAACAUGAAUAAAAAAGCCUACACUCCAACUUUAGUUUCCAUUGGCCCAUAUCACCAUGGAAACAAGAGAUUGAAAUCAAUGGAAGAGGUCAAAUUAUGGUUCCUCUACAAAUUUUUGAAGAGGAUUAAUCAAGAGAAAUUGUUAGAUGAUUAUGUCAAAGUCCUCAAAGAUCAGGAAGGUAAAAUUCGGCGUUGUUAUUCAGAGACCAUCCAAAUGGAGAGCGAUGAAUUUGUAAGGAUGAUUCUAACUGAUGCUUGCUUCAUCAUUGAAUAUUUUCUUCUACGUUUAGAUAGCGUACCUUGGCAUUCCAAGCUAUGGUCAUUAACCAUAAAACUAGACUUGAUUUUGCUUGAAAAUCAGCUGCCAUUUUUUGUUCUUCAAGACCUGUUUGGCCUAACUUUUCCCAAUGGCUACCAUCGCAACCAUUCAUUUGAGUCCGUUACCUUCUGCUAUUUUCAUAGCGCUUUCCUGAGAACUAUAUUUGCUAACAGAGAACUUCGCAGCAAGUUUACGUUCUCAUACUUUGUACAACACCAUCUGCCAAGACAACCUGAUGGUACUGUGCAAGUACAUCACUUGUGUGAUAUGCUAAGAGUCUUCUACGUAAGACUUGAUCAAAUACCAAGGGAACUGGAUUCCAGAUCAAUGAAGCCUGUGUACAGUGCAAGCAAACUGCAUGAUGCAGGAAUUAAAUUUGAGGUCAAUGAAGAUGAACUAAGCUUACUUGAUCUGAAACAUCCAAAGGGAGUGUUGAAGAUACCAAGAAUUGUGGUAAAUGAUGGGACAGAGACCAUGCUUAGGAAUGUGGUUGCAUUCGAGCAGUGUCACUUGCCCUCGUCAAGAAGCAUGACUGAUUACAUAAUCCUCUUGGAACAUCUUAUCGAAACAUGAAAAGAUGUCGAAAUGCUUGUUGAAAAGGGCAUUGUAAAGAACAACAUAGGGGACAGUGAUGCAGUGGCUGCCAUAACCAACAGACUGGGCGGACAUACUCGCUACGUAAAAUUCAAUAGAGAUUAUAUCACUCUAUUUGAAGAAUUGAACAAGAUUUAUGAUAGCUCGUGUCACAGGUACAUGGCUAUCUUUAAGAAGGAAUACAUGAGCACUCCCUGGAGGAUAGCAUCUUUUUUUGGAGCAAUUCUGCUUCUUUUGCUCACCUUAGUGCAGACAAUAUCUUCUGUCAUAGCCUUAUUUCAGAAUUAGGUCCAAAUUAAGCUCUUGUAAGACUCUCCAGCCUUCAUUAAAUCAGUGGACUAUUUCUUUUUUAAGAAGCCAGUUCAGUGCAGGUGAAGACAGGAAUUAAAUUUCUAUAAGCAGGAGAAGACAGGAAUUAAAUUUCUAUCUUUUUUUUUUUUUUAAAUUUGGGGCUUUUGUUUGAUUGGAAUGAAGU
Molecule: messenger RNA, 2276 nt
Organism: Prosopis cineraria
Lineage: Eukaryota; Viridiplantae; Streptophyta; Magnoliopsida; Fabales; Fabaceae
Product: UPF0481 protein At3g47200-like
Exons: 3
Coding region: 755-1780 (341 amino acids)
Source: RefSeq, a predicted model, not a curated record